Malassezia japonica is the source of this 957-nucleotide messenger RNA. RefSeq names its product D-stereospecific aminopeptidase (gene GPI2). The record is from RefSeq and is a predicted model, not a curated record. Gene Ontology annotation, biological process: GPI anchor biosynthetic process. Lineage: Eukaryota; Fungi; Basidiomycota; Malasseziomycetes; Malasseziales; Malasseziaceae. The coding region runs from base 1 to 957 and encodes 318 amino acids. The transcript has 3 exons. Gene Ontology annotation, cellular component: glycosylphosphatidylinositol-N-acetylglucosaminyltransferase (GPI-GnT) complex; membrane.
AUGCACAAUGUCGGUGCGCACGCAACCGUCGGGCCAUCGGCCUCUUCGGAGAUCCACACGCCCUGGCGGAAACUCUUGUGGAGGCGGCAGCCGUACCCGGACAAUUAUGUCGACGCGUCCUUCCUGAGCCAGCUGCGGACGAACGCGACGGCUGCGUUUCCUUCCUAUGCGACCAUUGCUCUGUCGUCGCUCGGCAUCGUCCAGCAACUGAGCUCGGUGCUCUUGUUCGUCGCCCUCUUUGUGCACCUGCACCUCGGCACACUCUCGGCGCAGGCGCUGGUCGCCGGCAGCCUCGGCGUGACGCUCGUCCUGGGGUGCAUCAGUCUCAAGGCGCACCCGCUGUCGAAAGACCAGCCGUCUCUGCUGCGCAGCCUGCCGAGCCUCGCGGUGCUCGCGCUGACAUUGCACGCCCUCUCGCCGGUCCUGCGCACGCUCAGCGAGGCGACGACGAGCGACAGCAUCUGGGCGUUUUCUGCGAUGCUCUUUGGCUGCCACUGGGCGCUGGCCGACUACUCGAUGCAACCCACGACCCGCCCGCUGCUCUCCUCGACGCUGAGCCUGAACCUGGCCAUGUGCGCGAGCGUCGUGCUGUCCAGCCGGCUUUCUUCCGAUGUGGACGUGUUUGCGCUGCUGCUGGCCGCGCUGCAGCUCUUUGCGAUUUACCCCCUCCUGCGCCAACGUAUCUACCUCGCCUUUGGCGCGAUGCAGCACAGCGGCGCAGCGAUACCCCGCGCCGCCGUUCCGUGCACGAUGGUGCUCGUAGCGGCGAGCCUCUAUGCCAUGCUGCCGCUCAGUCGCGUCGUCGCGGUCGUGCUGAUGCCUGGCAGCCUUCGCUGGAAGCACGAGAUGCGGGGGCCGUGGGACGAGGCGGUGUUAGCGCCGGCCGUCGACGGCCUUGUCGGCGAUGCAUCGAGCCCAUUUGAUGGGGCGCAGCCUCCACUUGCGCAGCGCAUGUGA